AGUGUGUGUCUCUCAGGGCAUUCACUGUCUGACUGCUCUCUGAGAACAGAUUCACAGGCUCUGCUGACUGUCUGUCUUUCUGUCUGUCUCUCUUGCUGCUUCUAUCUGGAUCAAGCUGAUUUGAAACUCUGAGAACAUCUGAGAACUACUGAGCUGAACUUUCCUCAAGAACUUAGCAGGAACCAUGGAGAACUUCAAUGAUGACUACUACCCUGACUACGAUGAGGCUUCCAACAACAGCAUGUGUGACUUUGAGGAGUGGGGGCCAUCAUACUCCCUCAUCCCAGUGCUCUACAUGCUAAUCUUCAUUCUGGGCCUUUCUGGAAAUGGCAUUGUCAUCUUCACGGUUUGGAAAGCCCAAGGCAAGCGACGAGCUGCGGACGUCUACAUUGGAAACUUGGCUCUGGCUGACCUGACCUUCGUGGUCACCCUGCCGCUUUGGGCUGUGUACACCGCUCUGGAGUACCACUGGCCGUUCGGCGCGGCUCUCUGCAGGAUCAGCAGCUACAUCGUCCUGCUCAACAUGUAUGCCAGUGUCUUCUGCCUCACCUGCUUGAGCUUGGACCGCUACCUGGCCAUCGUCCACUCGCUGACCAGCACCCAGCUCCGCACCCAAGGCCACAUGAGAGCAUCUCUGGCUGCCAUCUGGAUCAUAUCUGGUGCCUUGGCGUCUCCGACGCUGCUCUUCCGCAACACUCUCUACGACAAAGAAACCAACCGCACCUCCUGCGCCAUGGACUUCAGCACAGUCAUCACAAAGCCUGGUCAGGAAAACUACUGGAUCGCUGGACUGAGCAUCUCCUCCACCGCUCUUGGCUUCGUCAUCCCACUUCUGGCUAUGAUGGUGUGCUACGGCUUCAUCGGCUCCACCGUCACGCGCCACUUCAACAGCCUCCGCAAAGAGGACCAGCGCAAGCGACGUCUCCUGAAGAUCAUCACCACGCUGGUGGUGGUUUUUGCAGCCUGCUGGAUGCCCUUCCAUGUAGUGAAAAGCAUGGAUGCCUUGUCCUACCUGGGACUGGCACCAGACUCCUGCACCUUGCUGAGCUUCCUGCUGCUGGCGCACCCCUACGCAACCUGCCUGGCCUACGUCAACAGCUGCCUCAAUCCGUUCCUCUACGCCUUCUUUGACCUGCGCUUCCGCUCCCAGUGCCUGUGUCUGCUGAACCUGAAGAAGGCGCUUCAUACCAGCCCGCCAAGCUCCCUGUCCUCGCAGAAGACAGAGGCACAAUCACUGGCGACCAAGGUGUGAGGGAGGGUGGUGUGGAGGCUUUGAAAUGGGACCAGAAGCUGCCUAAAGAAGCCAGAAGCUGCCUUUAGAUCGAUCAAGAGAAACAAUCUCAACAUCCUUAAAACAAGACAAGACUCUAAAAACUCUAAAAGACUCUUACAGGCAACUGCUCUGUCUCAUUCAAAGCCUUCACCAACUUUAAAGAAACUUUUGAGACCCAUGAGAUCUCAUUCAAUCAAGCCUCCUUCUGGGUAACUCUUGACAAAGACAAAGAAGGAUCUCGUAGAAGCUCCUCAACUUCAUCUACAACUUAUUGUUCAAGCCUUCUACUCAGAGGUGACUCUACAGAUCUUGGAGACGCACAUCCUCACGUAUUCCUUCAAAAGAAACAUCUUGAAGAACUGGCUUUCUCCUGUGUGAACGAACGACGUCCCAGAUGUUUUUAUUGACUCUUGGAUUGCACCCCGGACUUUGACACAAGAGUGCAAGAGUGCACAUACCUUGUGGACUCUCAGGCACUGAGGGUUCCAGGGUUGUGGGCCUUGCUUUUCAGCACCCGGGUGCCUGGCAGAGCCUCCAGAGAGUAAAGCACCGUGGACAGCUGUGCUCCAGACGUUUGGAGGCAGAAUACCAGACUGUCUGUUGUCUGUCAGGCUGGCAGGCUGGCCGUACCUCAUGCGGACAUCCCGGGCUCUAGAGGGGACUCUAGAGACUUGGGGAUGAUGGGUGGUGGGUCUGGUGGCCUGGUGGGUGGCCUGACUGGAGUGAAGGAGUGACAAAUCUACAACAAAUGUACUCCAUCCACACUUAUGUAAAAAAAGAAAAAUAACUGCUUCAUUUUUUAAGCACUUGGUCAGACGAUGAUGCUGUGUUGUGUGUAGAUACUAUGUGAAGAGAAACAUUGUCGUCUUGAUAAAUGUCUCCUGCUGACUUAAUAUGACUAAUGAUUUUAUUGAAUGUUUUUAUUGGGGAUUAAAUUUGGGCUGGAGUUGGGGAGUUGGGUGUUUGAGAGGGAGGGGGGUUGGUUUCGUCAGUCGAGGAGAAGUGUUGCAACUUGAUUAAAGACUUUAGGAGUGUGUGGUGUGUGUGUGUGGUGUUGGGGUGGGUAGGUGGUAGGGGGUCUGUAGGAGGAGACGGGGGGGAUCAGACUGACAGAUGGUAACUGACAAAUGUUGUCGGGCCAAUUAAUAGGUGGCAGCUUUUACAGAUGAGGGUUACUGCAAUGUGUGUGUGUGUGUGUGUGUGUGUGUGUGUGAGUGUGUGUUGGGUCAUUUUCAUGAGUUUCUCAUUUGCUGACCAUGCGUCCAUCACUGCCAUGAAAUACUCUGUAAAUAAUUAUCUAUAUUCUGUGAAUAAAGCAUUUCGUCAAUUCAAAAA
This is a messenger RNA of Astyanax mexicanus (Mexican tetra), 2608 nucleotides long. RefSeq names its product apelin receptor b (gene aplnrb). Lineage: Eukaryota; Metazoa; Chordata; Actinopteri; Characiformes; Acestrorhamphidae. The transcript has a single exon. The record is from RefSeq and is a predicted model, not a curated record. Gene Ontology annotation, biological process: immune response; G protein-coupled receptor signaling pathway. Gene Ontology annotation, molecular function: G protein-coupled receptor activity. Gene Ontology annotation, cellular component: membrane. Bases 185 to 1252 code for a protein of 355 amino acids.